ACAAAUUCAUUCCUGAUUUUAGUUCUGCAAACCAGAGUACAUAAUAUGCUUGCUGCCACAGUCGAUGUAUGCACCGUUGACGAUGCUGCGGGUAUAGCCCGCAAUAACAUGUCGGCUUAUUGGACAGACACAACCUGGAAGCUGAAUUUCAAAGAUCGCGAACUUGAGGACAUUAUCGUACAAUGUACCAAGCGAAUACCUACCAAUUUACUCAACGACCGUGCCACAAAGAGACACCAGAAAGUUGUCGAUACGCAGACGGGGACUGUAAUCGGAUACGCUCGAUGGAUCAUGCCCGAUCGACUUACUGGAGACUGGCUCGAGGCGCAGGCUCCUGAAGUCAGCAAAGAAGAAGAAAAGGAAUUCAUGGAGCAGUUUUGCAGUGCAGAUUGGAUGCGUCAGCCCGAUAGGACUGGCUUAGGUCAACCUUUGGCAGACAUCAUGGAGCGAUUGUUGCGCGCCAAAGAUUACAUAGAAUUGGAAUAUCUUGCAGUGCAUCCAGACUACCAACGUCAAGGGGUUGCCAGUCUAUUGGUGGAAAGUGGCAUUGCUGUGUCCGAAAAGCUUGGCGUGGAUCUAAUCGUAAUGGCUUACAAGGCGGCUGUCGGGGUGUAUAAACGACUAGGCUUCGAGAUGCUUGAGUUUCUCAUUCAAGACGAUUCAAAGUUUGGGGGAGGAGGAGAGUUUGGAGCUUAUUUUAUGGCACGCAAGGCCAAGAAAGAGUAACGAGGACUGUCGAUUUGAAAUCAUCGUCUCGAAAGUGAAAUACAGCCUCGUGUGGUUCUCAUUGCCUGGUCCUGUUCACAUUCAUGCAGCACUUUUCUUGAGGUAUAUUUGCAUCAUACAUUACCAAAAUGAAAGGGGGAGGCUUUCCCAGGCGUAACUAUAGCAGAUUAAAGGUCCUAGGUUAGACUAAUUCCAUAUAUACAUGCUUCAACCGAUACAUAUACUAGCUAGAUGAAAGAGAAUACAACGCAUACAAACCCU
Molecule: messenger RNA, 987 nt
Organism: Truncatella angustata
Lineage: Eukaryota; Fungi; Ascomycota; Sordariomycetes; Amphisphaeriales; Sporocadaceae
Exons: 2
Coding region: 46-726 (226 amino acids)
Molecular function (GO): acyltransferase activity, transferring groups other than amino-acyl groups
Source: RefSeq, a predicted model, not a curated record